AUGUCCAAAGACUCCUCCCACACCUACAUCCACCUCAACGAACCCCGCCACGCCGACCUCUUCGAAGAAUUCACCCGCCCCCCGCACCUCCCCCACGAAUCCAUCUACGUGCCCCCCAACCACCAGCCGCCGAACCCCGAAGACGAAGACGACGUCGUGCCGGACCAGCACGCGGCCUUUGGCAUAACGCGCGCGACGCAGGCGAAGAAGGAGAGCGCGUGGAAGGAUUUGGGGUUGGAGGGGUUGGUGGGGAAGGGGCCGAAGGGUGGGGAGGUGGGGAUGCCGAAGUUGCCUAGAUGA
This is a messenger RNA of Letharia columbiana, 300 nucleotides long. RefSeq lists its product as uncharacterized. The coding region runs from base 1 to 300 and encodes 99 amino acids. The record is from RefSeq and is a predicted model, not a curated record. NCBI's taxonomy places the organism in Eukaryota, Fungi, Ascomycota, Lecanoromycetes, Lecanorales, Parmeliaceae. The transcript is spliced from 3 exons. Gene Ontology annotation, biological process: positive regulation of mitotic metaphase/anaphase transition. Gene Ontology annotation, cellular component: anaphase-promoting complex.